Messenger RNA from Closterium sp. Yama58-4, 291 nucleotides. NCBI's taxonomy places the organism in Eukaryota, Viridiplantae, Streptophyta, Zygnematophyceae, Desmidiales, Closteriaceae. The record is from the annotation of a GenBank genome assembly.
AUGAGAGGUGCAGAGGAUAUUAGAGGAGCACCGGACGUAGCAAGAGCGCAUGGUGAUGCAGCAGUGGCGAAUGACGUUGCAGCAGAUGACUGGUUACUUAACGGAGGAGUGCCCGAUACAUCAGGCAGGGGAAGUGCAUCAAGAGCAGGUGCACAGGCUGUACCAGCAGCAGGACAGGUGCAGGCUGUAGCAGACGCCAAGGCUGUAGCAGACGCCAAGGCUGUAGCAGACGCCAAGGCUGUAGCAGACGCCAAGGCUGUAGCAGACGCCAAGUCUGUAGCAGGCGCGUAG